CAGAGGGAGUCAGCCAAAACUGGGCUUGGGAGCGGGAGGCUUUCCUUGUUUGUGUGGAUUCUUGGGGUGGUCGGUUUCUUCCCCUCUCGCUGUUAGCUGCUUUGGAGGUUGGUUUCACAGUAAAGAUUCUUUCUUUGAAGGAACAUGGAGCGACUGCUUCCACGGGGGCACCAGCCCUUCUGCUUUUACUCUGCCCAAAGCUAACAUGUCACUGAAGAACGAGCCAAGGGUGAACACGUCUGCUCUGCAGAAGGUUGCUUCUGACAUGAGUAAUCUCAUAGAAAACCUGGACACGCAGGAGCUCCACUUUGAGGGUGAAGAGGUGGAAUAUGACAUGUCUCCUGGAGACCCCAAGACACAGGAAGUGUAUAUUCCUUUCUCUGCUAUUUAUAACACUCAAGGAUUUAAGGAGCCUAAUAUACAGACGUAUCUCUGCGGCUGUCCAAUAAAAGCACAAGUUCUGGAUGUGGAACGCUUCACAUCUACAACAAAGGUACCAAGUAUCAAUCUUUACACUAUUGAAUUAACACAUGGGGAGUUUAAAUGGCAAGUGAAAAGGAAAUUCAAGCACUUUCAAGAAUUUCACAGAGAGCUGCUCAAGUACAAAGCCUUCGUCCGAAUCCCCAUUCCCACCAGAAGACACACAUUUAGAAGACAGAACGUCAGGGGGGAGGAACCUCGGGAGAUGCCGAGUUUGCCCCGCUCAUCUGAAAACAGGAUUCGAGAGGAACAGCUCUUUGGUAGAAGGAAACAACUGGAAGAUUACUUGACAAAAAUACUGAAAAUGCCCAUGUAUAGAAACUAUCAUGCCACAACAGAAUUCCUUGAUAUAAGCCAGCUAUCUUUCAUCCGUGAUUUGGGACCAAAGGGCAUAGAAGGUAUGAUCAUGAAAAGAUCUGGGGGACACAGAAUACCAGGUUUGAAUUGCUGUGGUCAGGGGAGAGCUUGCUACAGGUGGUCAAAAAGAUGGUUAAUAGUGAAAGACUCUUUUCUACUGUACAUGAAACCAGACAGCGGUGCCAUUGCCUUCGUCUUACUGGUAGAUAAAGAAUUCAGAAUUAAGGUGGGAAAGAAGGAGACAGAAACAAAAUAUGGACUCCGAAUUGAUAAUCUUUCAAGGACACUUAUUUUAAAAUGCAACAGCUAUAGACAUGCGCGGUGGUGGGCAGGAGCUAUAGAAGAAUUCAUCCAGAAACAUGGCAACAACUAUCUCAAAGAUCAUCGAUUUGGGUCCUAUGCUGCUAUCCAAGAGAACACUUUAGCAAAGUGGUAUGUUAAUGCCAAAGGAUAUUUUGAAGAUGUAGCAAAUGCAAUGGAAGAGGCAAAAGAAGAGAUUUUUAUCACAGAUUGGUGGUUGAGUCCAGAAAUUUUCCUGAAACGCCCAGUGGUUGAAGGAAAUCGUUGGAGGUUGGAUUGCAUUCUUAAACGAAAAGCACAACAGGGGGUGAGGAUCUUCGUCAUGCUCUACAAAGAGGUCGAACUGGCUCUCGGGAUCAAUAGUGAGUACAGCAAGAGGACUCUGAUGCGUCUCCACCCCAACAUAAAGGUAAUGAGGCACCCGGAUCAUGUGUCUUCCAGCAUCUACCUCUGGGCUCAUCAUGAGAAGCUCAUCAUCAUUGACCAAUCAGUGGCCUUUGUUGGUGGGAUCGACCUGGCCUACGGACGGUGGGAUGACAACGAACACAGACUCACAGACGUGGGCAGUGUGAAGCGGGUCACCUCAGGACCAUCUCUGGGUUCCCUCCCAGCUGCAACAACAGAGUCUAUGGAAUCUUUAAGCCUCAAAGACAAAAGUGAACCAAAUAAGAACCUUUCCACCAUGAAGAAUGUUGAUGACAUGGAUGCAAAAACGAAAGGGGGAGGAAAGCCAAGAAAGUUCUCCAAGUUUAGCAUCUACCGGCAGCUCCACCGGCACCACCUGCGCAACGCAGAUAGCGUCAGCAGCAUUGACAGCGCCUCCAGUUAUUUUAAUCACUGUAGAAGUCACCAGAAUUUAAUCCAUGGUUUAAGACCCCACUUCAGACUCUUUCGCCCUUCCAGUGAGUCUGAGCAGGGACUCACUAGAUCUGAGGCCGACACCAGCUCCAUUCGCAGUUUGCAGACAGGUGUGGGUGAGCUACACGGGGAGACCCGAUUCUGGCAUGGAAAGGACUACUGCAAUUUUGUCUUCAAGGACUGGGUGCAGCUUGAUAAACCUUUUGCUGAUUUCAUUGACAGGUACUCCACUCCCCGGAUGCCCUGGCAUGAUAUCGCCUCUGCAGUCCAUGGGAAGGCGGCACGUGACGUGGCGCGUCACUUCAUCCAGCGCUGGAACUUCACGAAGAUUAUGAAGUCAAAAUAUCGGUCUCUUUCUUAUCCUUUUCUACUCCCAAAGUCUCAAAAAACAGCCCAUGAGUUGAGAUAUCAGGUGCCUGGGUCUGUCCGUGCUAAAAUACAGGUACUGCGUUCUGCUGCUGACUGGUCUGCUGGAAUAAAGUACUACGAAGAAUCCAUCCACACCGCUUAUGUCCAUACGAUAGAGAACAGCAAGCACUAUAUCUACAUCGAAAACCAGUUUUUCAUAAGCUGUGCUGAUGACAAAGUUGUAUUCAACAAGGUGGGUGAUGCCAUUGCUCAGAGGAUCCUGAAAGCUCACAGGGAGAGCCAGAGAUACCGGGUAUAUGUUGUGAUUCCGCUCCUGCCAGGGUUCGAAGGAGACAUUUCAACCGGUGGAGGAAAUGCUCUACAGGCCAUAAUGCACUUCAACUACAGAACCAUGUGCAGAGGAGAAAAUUCCAUCCUUGGACAGUUAAAAACAGAGCUUGGUAAUCAGUGGAUAAACUACAUAUCAUUCUGUGGUCUCAGAACACACGCAGCACUGGAGGGAAACCUGGUCACUGAGCUCAUCUAUGUUCACAGCAAGUUGCUAAUCGCUGAUGAUAACACUGUUAUCAUUGGCUCUGCCAACAUAAAUGACCGAAGCAUGCUGGGAAAGCGGGACAGCGAAAUGGCUGUCAUCGUGCAGGACACAGAGACAGUCCCUUCGGUGAUGGAUGGAGAAGAGUAUCAAGCUGGCCAGUUUGCCCGAGGACUUCGGCUGCAGUGCUUCAGAGUUGUCCUUGGCUAUCUUGCUGACCCAAGUGAGGACAUUCAGGAUCCAGUGAGUGACAAAUUCUUCAAGGAGGUGUGGGUUUCAACAGCAGCUCGAAAUGCUACAAUUUAUGAUAAGGUGUUUCGGUGCCUUCCCAAUGAUGAAGUACACAAUUUAAUUCAGCUGAGAGACUUUAUAAACAAACCCAUAUUGGCUAAGGAAGAUCCCAUUAAAGCAGAGGAGGAACUGAAAAAGAUCCGUGGAUUCUUGGUGCAGUUCCCCUUUUACUUCUUGUCUGAAGAAAGCCUACUGCCUUCUGUUGGAACUAAAGAAGCCAUGGUGCCCAUGGAGGUUUGGACUUAAGAGUUCUACUGGUUUACAGCUCAAAGACUUCUACCCCAAAGACCACAUGCACACAGUGACUUCCUGAGACAUCAUAAUCAAAGCCAGGCUCGAUGCACUCCAUAUCCAACCCAGGGACCCUUGGGAGUAGCUGGGAAGGAUUGUGGUCAUACUGGUAUAAGGACACUGAGUAGCAGCAAGGCUUUGUGAUUCUGUCUGACUAAACUUGUGAAAGGGGUGUGCGUGCUUGUUGUACUCAAAUCCCAUUGCAUAUGCCAAAACCCAUUUUCUUUGUAACAGGAAUUUACCUGUAACUGUGAUCCAGGUUGCCAAAAGUUGUUCGAGCUUCCUUAUUUUUCUCUGAUCUUCAUUUGUGGAGUCAGUAUCUGCUGGGACAUGCCCUCAAUGCAUAGUCCAUAAAGACACUGUUUGAGAUAUUGUUUAUUACUAGGAGAUAUCAUGCUGCUGCUGCUCUGAGAUUCUUCAAGGUCACAUGGGAUGCCCCUGCCCAUCCAGCCUUAAAGUUGUAGUGUCCACCCAGUCAAGGACAUGGUCAUUAUUUCUUUCAGUUACUGUAUGGACAGGACAGACAUUAGGCUCUACAUCACAGCCUAUGUUAGACACUUCUGAUGACAUUGGCAGUAUAUCUUGACACCACAGAGCAGCAGGAAGGAAUUCAGUUCCUAUGCUUUGCUCCCAAAGGCACUGAUAAGAUGUGUCCUCAUGGUUAGACCCCCCGAUCAGAUAUGAAAACAUGCGUAGGAUGUGUGAUUCCACAGCAACCCAAUAAAACUCAGAGCACACAGCCUUCAGAAACCUCCAGUGUGUCAGGGGUAUCCAUUCCAGAUUUUAAAAAAAGGAGAUUCCUUCUAGUCCUGUAAAAUUCCCUGUCAUCCCUAGCGGCUGGAUUAAAAUUUGAGUUUAAACAUUUCAAAAUCAGUGAAUACUAUUUGUCUUUCAAGAGAAUCAGUCUUCAUAAUGCCUACAAAGCUGACAAGUGCAACUCUAACCUUGUUUGACAUUCAGCUUUCCUGCUAUGUUAUCUUCUUUAAGAAAAAAUUAAUUGAUUAUAAAAUAUGUGCCACUUCACUUGCAUGAUUAAAUAUACAUUAACAUUCCAGCAGAGCUUCUGAUGAAGUUAGAAUACUUGCUGAUUCUCAUUGUCCUAGUCUGUGAAUUGUUCUGAAACACAUUUCCUCUUCAGAUGUUAGAGUAUUCUUUGAUAGGCCAAAAUUAUACUAAGCAAACUACUCUCAUAGUCUGAAGAGUUAUUGUGGGUUCCUAAGGCUUGUGCUCAUAAGACAUAUCUAUGGCUUAUCUGGAUAGACUGUCAUUUGGGUUGUUCUUCAAAGAAGCGACACCCAAUCCCUGUUGUCAUGGAGCUGAUACUUCAGACGGAAAGGUUAAACAGGACCACAAAGUCAUUGAUGUGAUUUAGCAGAAGAGCGAGACGGUGUCACAUCCAAGAGAGGAUGCCACAGCUAGCGGAUUUCUGUAACCAGCAAUGGAAAUGAAUGUUUUAUGAGUAAAUAACUUACUUCUCAUAUGACUGAAGAUGACAAAAUGACUUCAUUCCAUGGCAGUUGUAAAUAAGAUUUGCUAUCUGUCAAAGAAAUUUAGGUUGGCAUUUGAAGUAUUGAGUAUGUGUGGAAUACCUCAGGAUUCCUUAUAUUUUAUUUUAAAAUAUUUUUUAAACCUUAGAACUGUUAGCAAACUGGCUCUUGAUUUUGUGCAAGAUGUUCCCAUAAAACUACAACAAAUAAAAGUCUGAAGAGACCCUUUCCCUUAAAAAGUCAGUUAAUCCAACCCCUCCCCAUAUUAUAGAUGAGGAAACUAAGGCUCCGAUGGGAUGAAGAACUCACUUAAGUCCACUCACCAUGUAGAUGGUGGAACUGGGACUAGCAAAAUUGCCACAGUCUGUUCUUGGCUUCUCUCUUCACUUCGCUGCCCGGAAAUGAGGACAUGCAGCAAGCAGGUUUUACAGCAUCUCUACGCUGUUGGAGAUGUCCACAGCCACCGUCUCACUGUGUGCUCACAGGACGAAGAGGUGCUGCAUCUAUGUGUUUGUCUGUCUCCCCCUACUAGAACGGAAGCUCCAUGGGGCAGGGACCUUGCGUAUUUUGUUCAUAGUGUAUCCCCAGAGCCUGGAGCAGUACCUGGCACAUAAGAAGAGCUGUCGAUAAAUGUUUAGUGGAAUUAUAAACAAGGUGAGGGAGAGAGCUAAUGAAAUGAAAAACUUAGUUUCAGGCAAGAAAUUAUCUUGCUGGUAUCUGUUGCAUCUUCUCAAAGGCAAAAUGCUCAUCUGAAAGAGGCAAUGGGAUUUACUUGAAAGGAUUUUGUGGAAAAUUCCAUGCAGUAAGUGUCUUUUUUGCAGUAGCAGUUUAUGUAGUGCAGCAUUCAGCAAACAUCACGUGGAAUGUGGCCACAAGAUGUACUGUAUUACCUCCUUACCUGUCAUUCUCUGACACCGUUACUAGAAGUUCAAAUAGUUUAUCUUUAACAUUGCAAAGUCUGAUAAUACUUUUAAAAUGUAAAUAACUCAAAGCCUUGAAAAUCUAUCAUGAAUCUGUUCAACAUUUUGAAUUGACUAUAAUCUUUUGAAAUGCCUAUAAAUGCUAUACCUGACACCCUGCUGAUCUCUGCAGUAAUUUUUGUUUUCAAGAAGGAAAAAUUCUGGUAUUACAAGAAAUGAAGAAUGGAACAUGGUUAUGGCCUGUUAAAGCUAUUCAGAUUAGCCAAAUUAGGCGUUGCCGGUGCAAGCCUUUGUUCUGAGUCAUGUGUCCAGCCCUUGACUCACCUUCAGUGGGAUGUUUUGAGUUCUUAGCUGUAAUGCAUUGCUGAGAGGUAUGGAGAGCUGGCCAUUAGAUAAUUGUGUGGCAUACUGUAAAAGAAAAUAUCGACUUUCAAAGCACCUUUGAAAGAAAAUUUUGUCUCUCAAAAUAUGAACAGUUAAUUUUAUAUAUUAGAACUUGGGAAAUUAGAUCAUGAAUUAACAAUCUUCCAGGUGAAAACAUGCUAAGUCAUUUUGCAGAUGUAGAUUGGGCAAAAUAGAUUGCAUGUGUAUAUAGUGAUGGACUUUUUUCUGCAUCACCUCAUUCCUUAUGCCUUCAACCUCUAUUCCCAACCAAAGCACCUCCUUAUUAUAUAAAAACCAUUGUAGAAGAUAAGAAGAAAUGUCCUGGAAAAACCAAAAGUAGGCCUUAAAUUCAUCUGCUCAGGCUGCCAGAAGAAGGUGCCAUAGAUUGGGUGACUUAAACAACAGAGAUUUAUAUUCGGCAAGUUUGAAAUUGGGGUGCCAUAGGGUUGGUUUCUGGUGAGGGCUCUCUUCCUGGCUUGUUUCCGGUCACCUUCUCACUGUGUGCUCACAGGACAAAGAGAGAAAGCUCCCUGAUGUCUCUUAUAAGGGCACUAAUUGCAUCAUGAGAGGCCCACCCUCAUGACCUCAUCUAACCCUCAUACCUCCCAAAGGUCCCAUCUCCAAAUACCAUCACACUGGAGGUAUGGGCUUCAACAUAUGAAUUUGAGGGGAGGCACAAACGUUGUCUGUAACAAGCCUGUAUAGUAAAUCUUCAUUAAUUCACAGUUUUAAGUGACUGACACAAUAUUAUGUUUUCACCGAGGUCAUUGUUCUUUUUAACUUCUCUGAUCUGAUGUGUUUCCUGAGCAUUUUCAGGUGCCUGUCAUCCUCUGUGGCAGGGAUGAAGAGGACUCUCUUUGUCUCUAUCCCUCUCUACUCUUUCUAGUUUAAAAUGGGCAAAUGUUAAAAAAUUUUAGAUGUGCUGGAAAUACGUUUUUGUUUCUUUGGGAGAUUUGCUGAGGUCAGCUGGCAGUUUGGUGAUCUAUAAUGAGUUUGCCCAGCCUAGUCCUUGAGAGAUUCUUGUAUCUAGAAAUCCACUGGAAAUGGAAUUCCUCAACCUCUAUCAAUAAAAUACAAGUAGAAGGAUCAA
Carlito syrichta (Philippine tarsier) is the source of this 7359-nucleotide messenger RNA. It is a transcript of the gene PLD1, whose product is annotated as phospholipase D1. The transcript has 27 exons. The record is from RefSeq and is a predicted model, not a curated record. Bases 206 to 3433 code for a protein of 1075 amino acids. Gene Ontology annotation, biological process: phosphatidic acid biosynthetic process; intracellular signal transduction; cell motility. Gene Ontology annotation, molecular function: phosphatidylinositol binding; D-type glycerophospholipase activity. NCBI's taxonomy places the organism in Eukaryota, Metazoa, Chordata, Mammalia, Primates, Tarsiidae.